This is a messenger RNA of Salvelinus fontinalis (brook trout), 5723 nucleotides long. RefSeq names its product polycomb protein SCMH1-like. Gene Ontology annotation, cellular component: nucleus. Lineage: Eukaryota; Metazoa; Chordata; Actinopteri; Salmoniformes; Salmonidae. The coding region runs from base 1381 to 3558 and encodes 725 amino acids. Gene Ontology annotation, biological process: regulation of DNA-templated transcription. The transcript is spliced from 18 exons. Gene Ontology annotation, molecular function: protein binding. The record is from RefSeq and is a predicted model, not a curated record.
CAUAACGUUGGAUGCCAACCGCCAAUACAAAUUUAAAGAAGAAAAAACAUGGCGGACAGCCACACAAUACACAAACAUUUCAAAGCAAGCAUGCUGUGUCGACGGAGCUAGCUAUCUGUUCGACCAUGCCCAUGUUAUUGGCUUAGAGGAAAAAGGAGGGAGCUGGUCGACUUCCCCUUGACGCAAUGAAAAAGGCGCACUUCUUUUGAGAGAACCAACUGAAUACACGUUUGAAGACUGUUAUGAUCUUUUAAGGUUUUUUAUUGCAUAUUAUGAUUAUUGUUUUUUGUCGCAUUCUCCAUUUCUAUACCCUACUAUUACAUAUUUGAAACCGUUAUAGCCUAGUAUUGCAUAUUUUAAACCGUUAUUUAUGAACACUUGUCAGUCCAAUGUAAACGUAGCUAAUGGUAGCUAGCAUGCAAACUUACAGUAACUGAGUUUAUGGCUAGCUUAAUUUAGAAGUCUAUUGGAUUGCCAGCUGAAAUAAUGUAGCUAGCUGGUGUGUAUGAAUAGUCAGCAAUCUGUUAUUCUAAACCAGUUAAGGAGAAAAAACAGAAAGGCUGCAAGGUUACUUUGUUGUUGAUAUAUCUUUAAAAGGUUAGUGUGUUUAGUGUGGCUACUUGGUAAAUAUGCAUUAAUUAGUCAAUUUGCCUUUAUCUGCUAUUAAUUUCAAUGUCCUGGCUGCAUGCAUUUUAUAAACACAGGAUUUGUGAGUAGCUGUGUUUUGAUGCUAAACAAAUCUAGUCUACUUUGAGGACCAAUAUAAUUUCAGCCACUUGUUUGUUUGUCUGACCUAAUGACCUAUGUGUCGUAGCCAACUUGUAGUUAACCUAGGCUCAGGGUUAGGGGCCAAAGCAUCUCAAGUCAAGGAUAGCCAGCCAGACAUCCCCUGCCUGGUCACCGUUGUAAAUAAGAUUUUGUUCUUAACUGACUAGCCUAGUUAAAUAAAGGUUAAAUAAAAGAAAAUUAAUUCAGUGUACUGUGUCAUAAACAACACUGACUUUAGAUAAUUUUUAAGAUCCGAAAAAGAUGGUGACCACUUGAAAUUAAUACCCUAUAUUGGCUAUAAUGUUACCCAUUCUGUUUCUCCAGUCUGGGUCCUCUUGUUUUGUCAAUACCCCAACGGGUGAGUUUUCUGAUUCUCCCAGAGCUGCUCUGUCAACAGUGAGCCCUGAGUGUGUUUGGGUGGGUGACUGAGGUCUGCUGACAGCUGGGGCCACCUCUUUGUUGUACCCUGUCGUCUGCCUCCAACGCCAACCCCCCUGCCUGGCUGACAGAAGGGGAGAGCGUUAAGCUCGAAUCCGUGGGGAAGUCAACCUGAGCAUCCACAAAUGAAAGAGUGGACUAUUGUGUCUUGAACUUAGUCAGUAUUACUGGAGCAUGAAGAAGCCAGUGGCACAAAAAGCUGUUGAGUGGAGAGAUGGCAGGCGGAUCAAGCAUGCCCGAAGUGGCCGUCCCUCCCGGGUCCCAUCGCAGUACCAAGGAGGGCACUUCAGUUGGGACAAAUACCUGAAGGAAACCGGUGCUAGUGCGGCACCUGCCCACUGCUUCAGACAGGGUGCAACACCUCCAGUGAAUGAGUUCAAGGUGGGCAUGAAGCUGGAGGCGCAGGACCCUCGGAAUACAACGUCAACCUGCAUUGCUACAGUGGUGGGCCUGACGGGAUCGCGGCUGCGUCUGCGACUUGACGGCUCCGACAACAAGAAUGACUUCUGGCGCCUGGUGGACUCGUCUGAAAUCCAGCCUAUCGGCAACUGCGAGAAGAACACGGGCAUGCUGCAGCCGCCAUUGGGCUUCCGCCUGAACGCAUCCUCCUGGCCCAUGUUCCUUCUAAAAACACUCAACGGAGCCGAAAUGGCCCCAGCACGCAUCUUUCACAAGCAGGAGCCCCCGGUCCCAGAGCAGAACUCCUUCCAGGUGGGCAUGAAGCUGGAGGCAGUGGACCGCAAGAACCCCCACUUCAUCUGCCCGGCCACGGUGGGGGCGCUGCGUGGCGUGGAGGUGCUCGUCACCUUCGACGGCUGGCGGGGUGCUUUCGACUACUACUGCCGCUACGACUCCCGGGACAUCUUCCCCGUGGGCUGGUGCUCUCUCACUGGGGACAACCUGCAGCCCCCCGGCACCAAAGCAGUGCUACCCAAGACCCUCGGUUGCCUUUCAGACGGUAGCGAGGGAACAGCCAUGCACCCCAUGCCAGGACAGCCGCCUGGCCAACGGGGACGCAAGCCAGGCUGCAGGAAAACCAAGCUGACAAGGCCCUUGGGCCAGAAGGGGGCCGGAGUAGGACCACAGGCCCCCCCGCCCGGAAAGGGACUGGAGCCUAUCAAGGUCCCCAAGAAGAGAGGCCCCAAACCGGGGAGUAAGUUGGGCUGGGCGAAGAGAGAAGGCUGGCUGGAGGGUGCCAUGGCAGGCCCAGGGCGACCCGUGUCCCGGCCCAGAGGGAGGCUGCCAGCCAACUGGGCCCAGAGGAUGGCAUUGCAGGAGGGACAAGUGGAGUCUAUCAAGAUCCCCAAAAAGAGAGGGCCCAAGCCCGGCAGCAAGAGAAAACAGCGGGUGGUGCCCAACCCCGUGCCCGUUUCCCCCAACAGCAGUAUGCCAGAGCCAGACACCAGCACAGUGCCCCUGGACAACACCACCAUCCCCAGCGCCGCCGUGCAUGCUGCCACAGUGUGUGUAUACCUGAACAAGUAUGGGAAGGUGGGACCCCACUUGGAUGGGCGGCGGGUGCAGCAGCUGCCCGACCACUUUGGUCCAGGCCGGGCUUCCUCGGUGCUACAGCAGUGUGUCCAGGCCUGUGUGGACUGUGCCCACAACCAGAGCUCUGUCUUCUCCUGCCUCAAGCCAGGUCACGGAGGAGAGGUCAUAUCAGCCCACUUUGACCAGCAGCACCAUACCCUCACCCUGCCCACGGUCAACAGCGUCACGCACGUCCUGCACUUCCUGGAGAAACUUUGUCACAACCUCUACUGUGACCCUCUGUUUGGGAGCCAGCCCAUCCCCAGAGGGGGCCUGCAUUACGACAGCCACGCCUACCCAGAAAGGAUAAGUUUUAAGGAGGGCCUCACAACGGGUCCAGGAAGAGGCUCCAAGCGGUUCCUUCAAGAAUCGUACUACAGCCCCCUCCCCCACAAGCUGGCCAAAAACCUCUGCCUCUCCUCGGAAGGUGAGCCCUUCCUCAUGGAGAAUGGUGUAGGGGGGUCGGAGCACUUAAAGAAGAGCCCCCUGUCCCCGGGCUUGACAGGGCAGCCUCUGGGCCUGCGGUUCCCCACCAAGUUGCUACAUCUCAACUCUUCAGGCUCUGAGCGUUUCAGAGAGAGCCCCCGGCCCAGUGGCCAGGACCCCAACCUGUGGACGGUAGAGGACGUCAUGCAGUUCAUCAGAGACAUAGACCCCCUACUGGCCCCCCACGCAGAUCUCUUCAGAAAACACGAGAUUGAUGGCAAAGCCCUCCUGUUACUACGCAGCGACAUGAUGAUGAAAUACAUGGGUUUGAAGCUCGGGCCUGCCCUCAAACUCACAUUCCACAUCGACAGGUUCAAACAUGGACGCCCUUAUUGAGCUCAUCGGCGUCCCCCCACCCCGCAACCCUGCUACUACUACUCACCCCCCUCCCCUCUACAGGAUAUAAUGCACUGCAUACUACUGGACUGACCAUCACAUGUAGCUUCCGCCACUAGGCUACGAUACCUAGUGUCAUAUAUCCCCCUCUCUUUCUUUGCCGCAUCGAAGAAGCCCUGUGGCGAACUUCUCUUAUUUCGAUUUUAUUUCUGUUGUGUGGCACAAUCCAGCCCUACGGCAGCAUGGGAUAUGCAGACUGACUGACUCGCCCACAUAUCCUCCUCAUCCAUCAUGUUACUCGCCUGUUUUUCUAUUCCAUAUUCUCUUACAACAACCGCUACCAAUGAUGCCCUCCCUGUGUGUUGCCAUUUUUUACUGUAAUGGCCAUUUUAGGCCAGAGUUUUUAUUACAUUGUUUCUUUUUGUUUGAUCAAGUACAUUUCUUUUUUGUACCCUCCCUGAAAAUAAGGACUUGCAUUAAGCCAUUUUCGCCUUUUUGUAUUAAAUAUGUAUACUGAACAAAAAUAUAAAUGCAACAUGUAAAGUGUUGGUCCCAUGUUUCAUGGGCUGAAAUAAAAGAUCCCAGAAAUGUUCCAUAUGCACAAAAGCUUAUUUCUCUCAAAUCCUUUUUAGUGAGCAUUUUUAAUUUGCCAAGAUAAUCCAUCCAGGUGUAGCAUAUCAAGAAGCUGAUUAAACAGCAUGAUCAUUACACAGGUGCACCUUGUGCUGAGGACAGUAAAAGGCCACUCUAAAAUGUGCUGUUUUGCCACAGAUGUCUCGUUUUGAGGGAGUGUUCAAUUGGCAUGCUGACUGCAGGAAUGUCCACCUAUAGCUGUUGCCAGAUAAUUGAAUGUUCAUUUCUCUACCAUACGCCGCCUCCAACGUCAUUUUAGAGAAUUUGUCAGUACGUCCAACCGGCUUCACAACCGCAGACCACAUGUAACCACGCCAGCCCAGGACCUCCACAUCUGACUUCUUCACCUGUGGGAUCGUCUGAGACCAGCCACCCAGACAGCUGAUGAAACUGUGGGUUUACACAACUGAAAGAAUUUCUGUACAUUCUGUCAGAAACCGUCUCAGGGAAGCUCAUCUUUGUGCUCAUCGUCCUCACCAGUGUCUUCACCUGACAGCAGUUAUGCACCGUAUCCGACUUCAGUAGGCAAAUGCUCACCUUUGAUGGUCACUAGCACGCUGGACAAGUGUGCUCUUCACAGAUGAAUCCCGGGUUUCAUCUGUACCGGGCAGAUGGCAGAUAGCGUGUGUGGUGUUGUGUGGGCGAGCGGUUUGCUGAUGUCAUUGUGAACAGAGUGCCCCACGGUAGCAUUGGGGUUAGGGUAUGGACAGGCAUAAGCUACGGACAACGAACACAAUUGCAUUUUAUCGUGACGAAAUCCUGAGUUCCAUUGUCAUGCCAUUCAUCCGCUGUCAUCACCAAUUGUGUUCGUUUCAGCAUGAUAAUGCACGGCCCCAUGUCGCAAAGAUAUGUACACAGUUCCUGGAAGAUGAAAAUGUCCCAGUUCUUCCAUGGUCUGCAUACUCACCAGACAUGUCACCCAUUGAGCAUGUUUGGGAUGCUCUGGAUUGACGUGUACGACACCAUGUUCCAGUUCCCACCAAUAUCCAGCAACUUUGCACAGCCAUUGAAGAGUGGGACAACAUUACACAAACCAUAAUCAACAGCUUGAUCAACUCUUUGCGAAGGAGAUGUCGCACGCUGCAUGAGGCAAAUGGUGGUCACACCAGAUACUGACUGGUUUUCUGAUCCACGCCUCUACCUUUUUUUAAGCUAUCUGUGUUGUCUUGUGUAAUCCAUAGAUUAGGGCUUUUCUUUAUAAGAACUGUAAAGUCUUUGAAAUUGUUGCAUGUUGCGUUUAUAUUUUUGUUCAGUGUAAUUAAUUCCAGCAAAAAAACACUAUGUUUCUCCCAGCUGUUUGGGAGUUGUUUGGAGGCAUGGUUUUCAAACAGUAUGACACACUACAUUAUCAAAACACAUUAUACUGUGCUGAAGAAAUACUGACAUGAUAAACUUGCUUUUAUCUUGUUAUGGAUGUUUACAAUGACUGUCGUUAUUUGUACUUUUUACAUUUUUAUACUAUAUUAUUAGAGUUCAUACAUUGAGAGCUUUAUCAUACGCAUUAAUGUUCAAUAAAUAUAUAAUAAAUGUUG